GUUUUGCGGCUCCUCCCAGCCUUCACAAGUCUUACCUUCUCCCGGACUCUCAGCACUCCAGCAUUGCUGCGCAAGCAGAUGUUCCCCUCGCUCAGCGCAAUUAUUACCAUUUUUUCCCCCUCCGCAUCUCGGCCCACAGUGCUCUCUACGCCCGACGAGAAAAAGUGCGUCCCUCGGCUCGCCGGAGGUGGAGUUCGGCUGUUAUGUUUAUUUCUUGUGAGGAAUAACAGAAUCGUUUUUUAAUUUUUUAAAGGGGGUGGGGGAGGCAAGACUACUCGGGUUUCCGCGGGUGCGGGAAGGCACCACCGGCUGUACCACACCUGUGAGUCGUUGUUGUGACCAGCCAGGAUGGAUGCAGAGCGGCGUGGGGACAUGUGCUGAAGGAGCACACUUUGACGUCGUCUUUAAGUGCUUCUCUUCACACACUCCGGAACUUAGAAGCUGACCGUUUCUUCUUUCCUCCUUUUAAAACUUGAUUAAAAAAAAAAGAAGAGACGAAUAUGCCGUUACUCGUGGUUCCCUUUGUCCGCCGUCGACUCGGCGAGACCCUACUAGUGCUUUGGCUCAGCUUCACCGGCGUCACCUGCACCGGUUCUGAGCACGCCGCUACAGCGACACUUCCUGCCUUCUCCGACCUGUUGCCGCACUUCCUGGUGGAACCCGUGGAUGAGUACAUCGUGAAAAACAAGCCGGUGACGCUCGCCUGCCGCUCCACGCCGGCGACGCAGAUCUACUUCAAGUGCAACGGGGAGUGGGUUCACCAGGAUGACCACUUGAUUGAGCGGACCGUGGACCCGGCUACAGGCGUCCUCUUGGCUACACCGCCAGCCUAUUGA
This is a messenger RNA of Entelurus aequoreus (snake pipefish), 836 nucleotides long. Its product is annotated as netrin receptor UNC5A-like. NCBI's taxonomy places the organism in Eukaryota, Metazoa, Chordata, Actinopteri, Syngnathiformes, Syngnathidae. The record is from RefSeq and is a predicted model, not a curated record. The transcript is spliced from 3 exons. Bases 501 to 836 code for a protein of 111 amino acids.